Molecule: messenger RNA, 9388 nt
Organism: Siniperca chuatsi (mandarin fish)
Lineage: Eukaryota; Metazoa; Chordata; Actinopteri; Centrarchiformes; Sinipercidae
Gene: tet1
Product: tet methylcytosine dioxygenase 1
Exons: 12
Coding region: 457-7077 (2206 amino acids)
Biological process (GO): oxidative demethylation; positive regulation of transcription by RNA polymerase II
Cellular component (GO): nucleus
Molecular function (GO): DNA 5-methylcytosine dioxygenase activity; zinc ion binding; DNA binding
Source: RefSeq, a predicted model, not a curated record
UGGUGGAGGGAGAGUGAGCGGGGCUGCCCUGAAUGGAUUGACAUAAGAGGGAUUUACAUUUUAACGGGCUCCGCAAAGACUACAAGGUGCACGCUGAAAACCGUCUAUUCCGCUCGAUGUAUGUUCACGUUGGUGCUUGUGUCAUGUCCAUGUGUCAUCGUCGUGAGAGGAUUGAACUUGCCAGCAGUCUAUAUUUGCCGAGGAGGGAAACCAAUACAAGGUCUCGCUGUCUCGCUGGAGCGGAGUAUUAUUAGCAGUUCAGACAGUGCAACUGUCUCUCUCUGGUCAUGCACUACAAUUACACAAUAACUACAGUAUCAUAAUUUUCAGUUCAAGAAUAAAACACAGGAAGAGGAAGAUUUUAAAAAGAAAAUAAAUUGUGUGCUGUGCAAAAGAUAAACAUUCACCUGGCUCCCAUGCCGGCUGCCAGAAAUCCUCCCCUCCACACCCUCAGCCAUGCCUGCUACUACCAAACCCGCUAGGAGACAGACAAAUGCUCAGAGAAAAAAUGGCCAGAAAGUGAUCAGCACCAAGAGGCAAACCUGUAAUUCAAAUAAACCCAGAGGAAGAGCCACAGAGAAGCCCCAGAAAACACCUGCAGAACCCAAAAGGCCCACAGCCAGGGCCCAGGCACAGUCAGGCCGAAGCCCCCGUGGAAGAGGGGUUAGUGGGCCUGCUGGUCAGGGCCCUGGGAGGUCCCCUGGCAGGGUUAACCAUGCCCUAAAUGUAACAGGAUCUGUAAGGCUUAGACGGCCAAGCAAUCCGCCUGACCACUUUGGCGAGUUACAAGACCCCCUAGGGCGAAGGAAGUCCCUGCGGGGCACACGGGUGUCUGUUACUCCCUGCCAGCCUCCUAAACCUUGCAGAGGAGGGAGAAACAGCAGGGGGGGUGCAGGGAGAGGAGCAGCAUCACAGCAAGGAAACACAAGAAACCAGCCGUCAAGCACCAACAUCAAGGACUCAACUCCUGACGAGGAAAAUGAGAAACUGGACACCCGUGAUGCUGAAGAAAUCCUUCCAGUUUCUCUAAUAACUGAUUUUGAACUUCCUGCAAGUAUCAAAGAUCAGGGUCUAGGAGUCAACAAUGCUAAAGAGGGCAGCCCUCUUAAAGCAGAUUCACCACCGUGUAACAACACACUGGAAGACUAUGUGCAGUGCAGCUGUGACAGUACUAUAACCCAACAAGACAAAAAGACUGUCAGCCAUAACAGUGAAGGUGACCUGAGGUGUGUGAUUUGGGCCCAUGUGCGUGAUGAUGUUGAUGGACAGCUAAAAAUCUGCAGUGACAGAAGUAAAGAUAGCCCCUCUGAGACCUCUGCGCUAACGAGUAUUGGCUCACCAGGGGUGCAGGGCAGCAGCGAGGGAAAUGACAGUUCAUCUAUCCUUGGAAAUAAGCUUGAUCAUCUUGCCAGUGACAGUAAGCAAGAUGAUGUGUGUACUAUACACCAAGAGGAAGGUACCAUGCUGGACUUGAAAGAGAGUAGGACAGAUGAAAGAGUGAUAGUUGUCACUGAGAGAAAAGAGAAGAUAAAUCAUGAGAGAAGAGAGAGUUUAGAGGCAGACAAAGAAGUUGAGAGACAAAACGAGACUGCGGGAGAGAUGAAGGAGAUUGUUGAGAGGCUGGGUGAUUGUGAGGGAGAAAACAAAGAAAAGCAGAAUGAUGUUUCCAUCAAUCCUGCUGACUCCCACCCCAGCACUCCAGCCCUUCAACCUCCUGAUCCACCUCACUCUAAUAAUGGACUGACAGCACAGUCAGAAUCACCUGUAAGUGUGCUACCGGUAUCCAACACAGCUACCUCAAAUCCCACCAAAGCCCCCUCCACCUCAGAGUCACUUGAGCUAGAGGUUCUGAGCCAGGGUAAGACAGACAUGCAACCUACCAUUCAUGGUGCUAAACCUCAAUUCCCAGGGUCCUCAGCUGUCGCUGAAACUGCCCUGAUGUUGCAGACUGUUCUAGUGAAAAGAAAUACGCCGGUUAUUAUCCGUAGUGACUCCCUCAAACCUAGGAGCUUGAGGGAUUCAGGUCAGGGGGAACCACACCAACUGCAAAGCCUAGAGAUCCCUUCUCCUCGGGGAGAAAGACAAGUUUGCACACCAGCAGAGAGGCAGACCAAAGAUAGUGAAUCCAAUCGAGAGCCAUUGGAGCGCCACAGCCAGAAAGAGACAUCUUUGCUGUCAUUGCUAGUUCCUCAGUUGAACACAGAUGCAGCUGAGUGUGAACCAAACCCCAGCAGGGACUGUGUUGUGGUAGGAGUGUCAGGGCCGGACUCAGUGCCAAAGAUCUCGACUCCUUCUCUGGACAGUAGCUCCACCUUGUCCUGCAGCUCCGAAAGCACUCGCUCCUCUUUUUCUUUUGACACUGAAUCAGAGGCAGGGUAUGGAGAGCCCAGCCCCUCUAUUCUACCUGGAUCUUGGGGGCCAGAGGGGGCUUGCUUGCCCUCCUGGACCGCUCGGAAACAGCAGAAGAAGGAGAGGAAGAAGCGGAGCAGGUGUGGGACGUGCGAGCCUUGCCUGAGGAAGAUCAGCUGUGGCCAGUGCAGUUGCUGCCUCAACCGCAAGACUGGCCACCAGAUCUGUAAGCUGAGGAAGUGUGUGGAACUGAAAGGGAGAAGACCUUCAUCUCCGCUCACUCUGUCUGCUGCACAGGUGGUUCCAGAAAGUGGGUCGGUAAAUGGCAAAGGCAAGGCACAGAUGGAUGACACCCACACGGCAGCAGAGGAGGAUGAGGGGGAGGAAGGCCACAUACCUCAUACACAAUCUCCCCCUAUCACCCACUCGCUCACCCACAACCUGGCUUUGGACCAAUGCGGACGGCCAGCACUUGUUAAAAGAGAGCCCGGGCUGGAGCUGACCAGCAUUGCACUUCAUCAACACGUAUGCUCUUCUGUGACUUUUCAGAAUGGUUCGGCUGACAACCUUACAAAACCUAAUGGUGCUAAUAAGACCACUGGGUCACACUCUGAUCUGAAGUUGGCAUAUAAAAGGACUACGAUUGGAUCAGAGCCUCAAAGGACUAUAAUAGCUGCAAUCCCUAAAGACUGCUCUGAGAAUGGACCCAAGACUCCUCCAGAUGACAUGUCAGUUCCUCUAAAGAAGAUCAAACUGGAGGAGCCGUGGAUGUGGAUCACUGAACAGGCCACCACACAGCUGAGUGAUGAAGAUGAGGUCUGCGAAGACCCGCUGUCCACGCUGGCGGCCGUGGUGUGUCUUUCUGUCACAGAGAGGAAGGGACUGGAGGAGAAACUUUUCAGCUCACGUUCUCCAAUUGUUUGCUCCAUCAAAACAGAGCCACCAGAUUUGCACUUCGUCAAAAAAGAGCCAGAGGACUUAAAGAAUGAUUUGUGUCAGAAAAGCACUCCUGUUAACCUGCAAAAGACUCCCCAGCCUAUCAAAAGUGAACCUCCUCCAAGUGUCUUGCUACCAAGCGUGCAGUUUUUGGCAGAGAGGAGAAAUCUUAGUUUUGAUCAGGCUAUUGCUAUUGAGGCCUUGACUCAACUGGCAGCUAUACCUCAGUGCACCCCAGGGUCCAUUAAAGCUGAAAGUAAGUGUGAACAUCCCAUUUCUACUGCUGCCCCAUUUUCAACCUCCAAUACAAAUACAACCCUGCAAGAAGUAGAACCCACAGCAGCUAUCCGCUACAACAAAGUCUCGGUCAUCAGCUCACCCCACCAGACGUCAGUCAUACGCCCUCCUGUGGCCAGACAAGGGAAUGUCAUCCAGUGCUCCCAGGGGUCCAGCUCUAACACAAAGCUGUCUCUGCAGGACCUCCUAGAGGCCAGCACAGGCGGUGAUAAAGCACCCUGCAGGAGGACAGAACAGGGCUUUGGUCCUCAUGUCAUCAAGUCGGAAUGCAACUAUAAAAAUCCCAGUGACAUGAAGUUCAGUAAAGAUCAUGAGCGGUUGUUUGGGGAGCACAGAGACAAGGUUGUUGGUCAACCGUGUAGAAACAGAGAUGAGGAGGAGGUGGCAGCUCAGCUGGCAGACCUGGCCUUUAUCAUCCAGUCCCGACACAACCAGCAGUCAAAGAACAACCCUCAAAAAGGAACACCUGUGUCAGCCAUCAAAUACAACUACAACUCCCAGCUACCCCCCAGUCAGAAAAAGACCCUUGUAAAAAAAGCUAAAGCUACGCCUUCCAAGCCCAGGAAGAAAAAAAUAAGUGAUGGACUACAUGAGGGAAUCAACUGCAGGACCCCCCUCUCAAAACGCAUGCCAAAUGGAGAGACGUCCUACAGGAGCAGAGGCAAGAAGAUUCUCCUGCAGGGGAAAUCAGGCCUUCACCACAAGAGGAACCUGUUUCUGCCUCAGGCUCAAAUUGACCUGAAGAGAUACUUGGCUGAGGCUCAGGAGGAAAGGAGGCAACUCAUCCAUCACAGUAACGGACACAAUACAGCCCUCUUAGGGCCACAUACUCAGAACUACAGCACUCUCACAAAGAUCAACCACACUCAUGGUCAAGAAAACCAGCCAUGGUUCCUUUCAAAUGGUCCACUCCAACAACAUAAUCCAUGCAAUGGUCAUGCUGCAGGACCGGGGCAGGAGUGUGAAAGGCAUUUGUUAUCUCAGGUACCGCAGCCCUGUGGUGGGCUGCAGCAUGGUGCUGAUCCUAACACCAGCCCAGCCAGUGCUGCUUUCUUCAGCCACACCACUGGGCACCAUGGUCUGGCUAAUGGCUUCUCAGGGGCUCGACAGUCCCCCCCUCUAAGCCAGCAGAGCUACUACAAACUGGAGAGGUCAGGACCUGUCACUGUCCUUUCCACGGCUACUGAUGGGGAUUUGGGCCACUCUGCAGAGUCAACUCCAUCCAAGAACAGCAUCAACAGCUUUCUGGAGUCUCCUAUAAGGUUUCUGGAUACCCCUAUCAAGAACUUGCUCAAUACACCUUCCAAAAAACUGGCUGAUCUUCCAUCCUGUCAAUGCAUGGACCAAAUCAUUGAAAAGGAGGAAGGCCCUUACUAUACACACCUUGGGGCAGGACCCAGUGUUGCUGCAGUGAGGGAAUUGAUGGAGAACAGGUAUGGUGCCAAAGGAAAUGCAGUAAGGGUGGAAGUUGUUGUUUACACUGGGAAAGAAGGAAAGAGCUCCCAGGGGUGUCCAAUAGCUAAAUGGGUGAUCAGGCGUGGCAGUGAAGAGGAGAAGCUGCUGUGUUUGGUCCGCCAGAGGCCAGGGCACUACUGUGACAGUGCCAUGUUGGUGAUCCUCAUCCUGGCGUGGGAGGGAAUCCCUCGGCCUGUGGCGGACAAUCUCUACCAGGACCUCACAGAGUCCCUCUUUAAAUACGGCUCCCCCACCAGCCGUCGCUGUGCCCUCAAUGAGGAUCGUACGUGUGCAUGCCAGGGUUUGGAUCCGGACACCUGCGGUGCUUCAUUUUCCUUUGGCUGCUCCUGGAGUAUGUACUUCAAUGGCUGUAAGUUUGCCCGCAGCAAAGUGCCCCGCAAGUUUCGCCUGCUUGGAGACUACCGGGAGGAGGAGGAGAAGGUAGAGAGCAUCCUUCAGAGUCUCGCCACUGACCUCGCACCACUCUACAAAAGACUGGCUCCUGAGGCCUUCCAAAACCAGGUGGAAAAUGAGGAGGCAGGUGGGGACUGUCGGCUGGGCAGGAGGGAGGGGCGUCCUUUUUCUGGGGUCACAGCCUGUGUGGAUUUCUGUGCCCACGCUCACAAGGACACUCACAACAUGAAUAAUGGCAGCACUGUGGUUUGCACUUUAACCAAGGAAGAUAACCGUGCAGUGCGUAACAUACCAGAGGAUGAGCAGCUCCAUGUUCUGCCACUUUACAGGAUCUCUGACAGGGAUGAGUUUGGUCGAGUUGAGGGCCAGUGGGCCAAGAUCCAAAGUGGUGCUCUGCAAGUUCUGUCUUCCUUUCCCCGAGAGGUGCGUCUACUGGCUGAGCCAGUGAAAUCAGCCCGUAAGAUUAGACAAGAGGCUCGUCUGAAGGCUCAAGCAGAGAAACUGGAGAAGAAGCUCGGGCUGACUCCUGUCACUCCUGGGAAAGUGAAAAGUGAAACCCCCAACAAAGAGCCUCAAGGCUACUACAGCUCACACAGACUACCACCCAGACCUGCCAGCGUUGGAAGGUACCUACCUAACCAACCAAGCACUUACGGCCAGAGCACCAGCAGCUACUCCACUCUGGGUGCUGGGGUCACCCCACAGAAGGAGGUCACCUCCCCCAACCACCAUAGCCUGCCUGGCCUUCAGUUUGGACAAAAUGGCUCAGCUCUAAAUUAUAAGACAAUGAGUGACGCCGUGAAUGGUUAUUCUCCAGCAUCUGGUGACCAGAGUGUUCCGUCAGAACGUAUACCUCCACAUAAUGCCCUUAGUGACUACCCCCCUACAUUUAAAACUGAACCCAACGAGGUGCACUGCUCUCCUCUGCGCCGACCCUCCCCCAGUGGGAGUGCCCCUCCCUCCUCCUUCUCCCCCAGACCUACCUCUGAGGGCCUCUUCAGCAGGCUCAAUGGACUCCACAGGGCUGCAGGAGAUGUCGCAGCAGAGGCCAGGGGUCACAGCCUCCUCCCUCCGCUCUCAUCUCUCCCCCUUCCCCCACAAACUCCCCCACUUGAACCAGAGGAAGUUAAGCAGGAAGAGGUGUGGUCAGACAGCGAGCACAACUUCCUGGACCACAACAUAGGCGGAGUCGCCGUGGCACCGUCACACGGCUCCAUCCUGAUAGAGUGUGCACGGCGGGAGCUCCACGCCACCACCCCUAUCCUCAGGCCCAACCGCAGCCACCCCACCCGCAUCUCCCUGGUCUUCUACCAGCACAAGUCUCUAAAUGAACCAGGCCACGGGAUGGCUAUGUGGGACGCAAAAAUGGCCAAGCGGGAACGGGACCGGGAGGAGGAAGCUGAGAGAUUAAGGAUGGAGGAAAGCCUCAGCAACUGCGUGGAGAAGAACAGCAAAGGAGCUGGAGGCGUGGAGCUAGAGGAGAAAACAGGGGAGGAGGCAGAGGAGGCAAGGAGGAUCAUGAAUGUCCCCACACAUCAAGCAUGGACUUUCUCAAGGGAUGGUGUCAUCACUGUGUCCCCUUAUGCUCUUACCCAAGUGACGGGCCCCUACAAUCGCUGGACUUAGUCAACAUGUUUUACACACACACACACACACAGAAAACUCCUACACCCUGUGCUUCUGCCUUACCUCAAUCAACUUCAAACUGCUACUCUCAUUUUUACAUCGUUUUCAUUGUGCUUUUCUAAUAUCUGUUUGUUCACUUUGUCCUUCUACAUCUCUGCCUUCAGAGUGAUGAGGAAGACCAAAGUUUGUUGGCUUUUUGACUGUGAGUUUUCUGUGUUGUUUUUAUUGUAAAGAGAUGGUGCUUUGAAGCAUUUUAAAGACGUUUUUAAACUGGUUUUAUAUACAUGAUUAAGAACAAAAAAGAUGUGAUUAUUUAUUCUGAUCAUAACGAUUUCUAUUUAAUUCCUGGUGUAAGCCUGUUUACUGCAAGAUUUAUAUGAUAACCUGCAUUAUGUGUUGACGCUCAGAAUUUAUGUUGUACAGUAGGACUAUGCUCUUUAAUUUCAGCCAAUAGUUCUCUUUUCAUAAGAUGAAUCUUGUUGGCUUUUACAUUGGUGCCAUUCUCACUGUAAUCUUGGUUUAGCAAACUCAUUACAUCACAUAAUGUAGAAAACAAGACUAAUAUUGUGCAUAUAUUUACCACAGAUUGUCACAUGUAGCAUUGUGCUUUUCUUUCUGCUGCCUCUGACUUCUGUUGGCAGUUGAUGAAAGAAAUGUACUUCUUUGGUUUGUUGUUUUGUUUAUUUUCUCUACAUCUGGAUGGUUUGUCUUUUAUUCACAGAUAUAUAUGGCAUAUUAAGAAGCACUUUUUUGUUUUCCUAAACUUAACUUGAAAAAGGUCCCAAUCCAUAGGCCUGAAUAUGUAUGUACAGAAAGAGAUAUAUAUGACAGUUUAGCAUGAACCCAGUUUUAUUUUUACAGUAUUUCUGCAUUUGAUUUUAAUUGAUGAUUCAUUAGAUUGAAAAUGGCAUACAUAUCUAAUGAAAUUCAAAACUUGGCAUAAUUAGGAAUCAUGAAAUGCUGCAACAAUGAAGUGCUUAUCAUUAUUGGCACUUAACUUAUGUUCACCUUCUGGAAAAGGAAUUCAAGUCUUUCAUAGGGCACAAAUGUGAUUAUAGGAUUUCAAAAACUUACUGUACAUUUUAAUGGUGCUAAUGAGACCUCUGUUUUUUUAACAGAAAUCACAGUGUCAGCUAUGUCAACAGAAUAUUGCCAGUUUUUUAUGUCCAUACUCUGGAUUUGAAUACAAAACUAUCAGCCAAUGCUGAAUAAUCAAACAAUUUCUUUUUUUUACUCCUCUGAUUUUGUUGGAAAACCACUCACACAUCAGAUCCCACUCAGACAAUUGCCUAAGACGAUUUUGGGUGCUCGACCCUUGUGAAGACUUUGUUUACAGAUAGCUUUUAUUACAGGGUCUGAAUAAGGGGGUUGUUGUCAACUCCUGGUGAAUCAGGAUUUUUAUUUUAUUACCCAUGAAAGAGAAGCUCUUCAUUUUAAGAACUCAUCAAUGAAAUUUCGGCACAAGCGAUAAAGACUUUUCACUGAUAUUCACACUAACACUGGUGGUAUAACGUUUCCUAUGAGAAACAUUUUGGUCUUUUACACACUUUGACUUCCUUUUGGUGCUAAUAGGACAAGAUUUCAAGGUGCAUACAUUGACCUAACCUGGAUAUGUAAUAAAUGGUGAUGGCAUGGUGCUUUUUUGAAACUCAGCAUACACUGACCUGGUAUAUGAUUCAAUACAAAGGUAGUUUUGUCAUUUUUCUGCCUGAUCUCUGGCUGACAACAGACUGAGAUGCGUUGGUAUCCCGUCAUUGAUCAUGAUGUUUUUCAAGUACCAGUAAAAAGCAAAUUAUUGUAUAGAUGUCCAUCUAGAGUUCAAAUGUCUUCCACAGAGAACCAAACUCUCUGACAAUUCUCAAAAAUCACAACAUACACACAAAAUGAAAUGAAUGUAAACAGUUUUUAAAUCAGUUGAUUUAGAAAGAACAUUUUUGAACAUGACAAAGUUACAGUUGUAAAUGUUUUCUUUUGAUUUACUGUGGGGGACAUUAUCAGUCCACAUUGAAAGUCUUUGUAUCAACGAGGAACUAACAACUAGCACCAGCAUUCAAAAAUCUGAAAAAAGACAAAAAAAACUUUUAUUAGUAGAAAAUGUGUAAAUAUGUAUGUGAACCAUAUUGUUUUUACUGUACUGUUAAUGGUGUUUAGACAAUGGAUGAUCUUGCUUAUUUUAAAACUGAGUUACUGUACGUUGCUGAAAGUAUAUCCAGUUUAGACUUGAGAAGAGACUAAAUUUAGCAUUCCUUUUAUGGAUGGCUGAUCUCUUUUGGGAUUGUGAAAUAAAGUCAUAUUUAUAUUUUGGACCUGA